AAGCGAUCCAAGUCUUAAACAGAAUGUAUAACUAAACAUUCCGUGUAAAACUCAAACAGAACCCACCAAGAAAGGAACAGAAAAAUAACAAAACCCUAAUUUCUCAAAUCCUUAUCAAUUCAUCUUCAAUAUUUAUAAACCCUCCUUUUAUUUUAAUUUUCCCACUUCUUCGUUUCAUCGUCUCAAAAUCUUCGCUUCGAUCAUCGAUUCUUCCCUGAGACUUAUCGCUUUUCCAAUUUAAUCAUGUCUAAGGCUUCCUUCAAGACCCAGCACCCUUUCGAGAGAAGACAGGCUGAAUCUACUCGCAUUAGAGAGAAGUAUCCUGAUAGAGUACCUGUGAUUGUGGAGAAAGCUGGAAGAAGUGACAUUGCAGACAUUGAUAAGAAGAAGUACCUUGUCCCAGCUGACUUGUCUGUUGGUCAAUUUGUUUAUGUCGUCCGCAAAAGAAUUAAGCUCAGUGCAGAGAAGGCUAUUUUUGUUUUCAUCGACAACACUCUACCACCGACUGCUGCUUUGAUGUCUGCUCUUUAUGAAGAACACAAGGAUGAGGAUGGCUUUCUUUACAUGACUUACAGUGGAGAGAAUACCUUUGGAUCCCAGUAGGAAUAGUUUGAGACAACCUUUAUGUAAAUACUUAUUAUUUUCAUUAUCUUUUAUGUUAUGAAUUUCAAGUUUUCUAUUAAUGGAUUUAGAUUUUGUUAAUGCA
This is a messenger RNA of Lathyrus oleraceus (garden pea), 706 nucleotides long. Its product is annotated as autophagy-related protein 8C-like. Bases 244 to 603 code for a protein of 119 amino acids. The transcript has 6 exons. The record is from RefSeq and is a predicted model, not a curated record. Lineage: Eukaryota; Viridiplantae; Streptophyta; Magnoliopsida; Fabales; Fabaceae.